AUGCCACCUAAGAAGAAGAGGCGCACAAAUGAAUCAGCUACACCACAAAGCUCUCCCCCUCCUGAGCCAACCACGCCCAAUCGAGACUCGUGGCCAGGCUGGUUAGNNGCUUUCUUUACCACAAUACUCAAAGACAUAGGUGUUCGCCAUCUCAGAGUCCUCGAGGUUUUUGGUGUUGACGACGAUGCUCUUGCCAUUUUGCCGAAACCAGUACACGCAGUCAUCUUCUUGUUCAAAUAUCAGGAGGACGGAACUGCUGAGCAGAGCCAAGAAAAGUCGUGUCCACCUCACGUCUGGUUCGCCAACCAAGUAAGCUAUUACUCCUGUGCUUCUUUUCUGACUCUAACACAUCAAGNNAUUCCUCAAUAUGCUUGUGGAACAGUGGCUUUGCUCAACAUCGUCAACAACAUUCCAAACCUGGAACUUGGUCAACCACUGGAGUCUUUCAAAAACUACACGCAAUCAUUUGAUCCUGUCGCAAGAGGUUAUGCCAUCGACAGCUUUGAUUUUGUUCGCAAGAUACACAACUCGUUUGCGCGGGAUACUGACAUGCUAAUCGUCGACUCUGCAAUGCACGACCGUAACGACAGAUUGAUGAAAAAGCAAAAGACCGAAGCCGCAACUGCCGCGAGAGUGGCCAAAGCAGCCGAAAGGGCUGCAGAGAAAGCUGCUGAAAAAGCUGCCAAAACAGAACCGAAUACACCGACAGUAAGGUCUAACCCCUCACGCAGAGCCAGAGCUAGCAAAUUGGUGGUCGCAGAAGAAGAAGAGGAACAGUCCGAAGAAACAGGCUUCCAUUUUGUUGCCUAUAUGCCAAUUGGUGAAGAUGUCUGGAAGCUCGAUGGUCUUGACUCCUUCCCGACAACUAUCGGGAAGAUUCCAUUUGGUCGAGACUGGUUAGACGUCGUUCAGACAUCACUCAGCGUUCGCAUGGCUCAGUACGAGGAAGGUCAAAUUCAGUUCAGCUUGAUGGCUGUGGUACAAGAUUCGGUCAUUGAAGAUCGUCGCGUUCUUGCUCAGAACGUCCUGUCACUACAGAAGCUUGAACUUCGACUCAACGAAGUAUUUCAGGAUUGGGGCAGCUACACUUCCCCAGACCUUGAAGAGGCUACUUUGUUUGACGAAAGUGAAGAGUAUGGGUUGACCAACGAGAUGAUUGCCAAGGCUGUUAUACAUGACAAAGUGGCACAGCAGCUCAGAUCCAGCUGCCCAGACAGCCUCUUGAAGGUACUACAAGAACUCAUGACCAAUCAGGCUGGUUGUCGAGCACAGGUACGCGACGCGCAACAGGCAGAGAUGAUGGAUGCAGAAGAGUCCAUGCACCGCAGACACGACUAUGGCUCGUUCGUCAAGGCAUGGAUGCAGGCACUAGUGGACAACGAAGCACUCAAGCCCUUAUUAGACGAAGAGCUGAGAUGA
This is a messenger RNA of Aureobasidium uvarum, 1419 nucleotides long. Lineage: Eukaryota; Fungi; Ascomycota; Dothideomycetes; Dothideales; Saccotheciaceae. The record is from the annotation of a GenBank genome assembly.